AUGGAAGACGCGACGCAAGGCGCGACGCAAGACACCAGCAACGUGACCAGCCGGCAGGCCCUGUGCGACCCCGCCCCGCAGAAGAGCAGGAAGCCCCCCGCCGUCUCCACCCUCAAACUCUUUAUCGUAGCGCUUUCCUUCGCCUAUUUCUCCAAGGCCCUGACGGGAGCGUAUAUGAAAAGCUCCAUUACUCAGAUAGAGAGACGCUUCGACCUCUCCAGCACGCACAUCGGACUCAUCGACGGCAGCUUUGAAAUGGGCAACCUGUUGUUCCUCGCUGCCGUCAGCCACUUCGGCGCGAAGCUGCACCGGCCCAGACUCAUCGCGGUGGGCUGUUUCCUCAUGGCCGUAGGGGCUUUCCUCACUGGCCUCACACACUUCUUCAUGGGACGCUACAAACCUGAUACAGUCAUCCAGGUCUCCAAGAACAGCAGCGUGAACAUCGCCGCCUGUGUGGAAACACCGGAAGUGCCUGAAGUUUCAAUAGAGCCUUCUGUGGAGGACAGUACAGCCUGUGUGAGGGAGAGCAGCUCCAACAUGUGGAUCUACGUGUUCCUGGGGAACGCGCUGCGUGGGAUCGGGGAAACUCCAGUCACGCCUCUGGGCAUUUCUUACAUCGAUGACUUUUCUAAAGCGGAAAACUCACCCUUCUAUAUAGCUUGUCUUCAGACCAUUACUCUCCUUGGCCCGAUGUUUGGAUUCCUUCUGGGCUCCUAUUGUGCCAAACUGUACGUUGACAUCGGAUAUGUUGACAUGGAAAGCGUGACCAUCACUCCCAGAGACUCCCGAUGGGUGGGCGCCUGGUGGAUGGGUUUUUUUGUGUCCUCCGUCCUCCUGCUCACCUCUAGCAUUCCUUUCUGGUUCCUGCCCCGCUCGCUGCCCCAGCAGGAGGGCGAAGAAGAAAAACCAGAUGAAACCCAGGAAGCUGGGACAGAAGCGCUCAGUAGCAACCACAACCUCAACUUCACAGAAAUCGCUAAAGGAUUUCUUCCUUCACUGAAGCGUCUUGUAGGAACCCCGGCCUACUUCCUUCUCCUUUGUGGAAGCAUCCUGAAGUUCAACUCGUUCAUCGGCAUGUUCACCUUCAAAGCAAAAUACAUGGAGCAGCAGUUUGGACAGUCUGCGUCCAGGGCUAACUUCCUCAUAGGGGUGCUGAACCUCCCGGCCGUGGCGGUUGGGAUCUUCCUGGGUGGACUGCUGAUGAAGCGGUACAAGCUGAGCGUGGUGUCCGGGGCCCAGCUCUCCUUCGCCACCUCCUUCCUGGCGUAUCUCCUCCUGCUGCUGCAAUUCGGCACCAAAUGUGACAACCUGCCUGUGGCGGGGCUCACCAUCUCAUACAAUGGGACACCGGGCAUAUCGUACAACAGAGAGAUGCUCUUCUCCGAGUGUAACAGCGACUGCUCCUGCUCCGCAGAGGAGUGGGAUCCGGUCUGCUCGGACAGCGGCAUCACCUACAUCUCCCCGUGUUUGGCCGGCUGCCUCACCUCCAGCGGACACGGCAAGCACACGCUCUUUCACAACUGCAGCUGCGUGUCCGAGUCCUAUCCGCCGGGCAGCAGCAUGUCGGUGAGGCUGGGCCAGUGCCCCCACGCCAAGAGCUGCAGCCGCAGCUUCACGUCCUACAUGGCCAUAUCCGUCCUCAGCUCCUUCAUCAACUCACUGGGAGCAACGCCUGGAUACAUGGUCAUCAUUCGAUGUAUCGCUCCAGAGCUGAAGUCCCUUGCACUUGGUAUUCAGGCCAUGGUAACCAGGACUCUUGGAGGUAUUCCUGCGCCGGUGUAUUUUGGAGCUCUGAUUGAUUCAACUUGCCUCAAGUGGUCAAUCAAGAAGUGUGGAGGCCGGGGGGCGUGUCGCAUGUACGACUCCGACAUGUACAGGUUUAUCUUUCUGGGUCUGAUCACCUGCCUCAGCGGUUCCGCUUAUUUUUUCAUCAUCGCCGUCAUCGUGCUCCUCAGGCGACAGUUUCAAAAGUCAGAUGGAGAAACCGCAACGCAGAAACCAAAAAGUUCAAGGGAAAUUGAACUUCAGGUCCCUUCAGACCCUCCUGAUGCAACUAAUGCAAGCAACGAUCCUCCUAACCAGUCUCAGGCUCCAAAGGUUUAGAUGACGAUUGCAGCGGCCUUGGAGGAAGGAGGAAGGAGUCCGACUGAUGCAUCAUGGGCCAGAGAGAGCCGAUACAAGAGGUCAUGUGUGUGA
Messenger RNA from Salarias fasciatus (jewelled blenny), 2196 nucleotides. RefSeq names its product solute carrier organic anion transporter family, member 1E1 (gene slco1e1). Gene Ontology annotation, molecular function: bile acid transmembrane transporter activity; protein binding. The record is from RefSeq and is a predicted model, not a curated record. Gene Ontology annotation, biological process: bile acid and bile salt transport; transmembrane transport; sodium-independent organic anion transport. The transcript is spliced from 15 exons. Lineage: Eukaryota; Metazoa; Chordata; Actinopteri; Blenniiformes; Blenniidae. Gene Ontology annotation, cellular component: basolateral plasma membrane.